This is a messenger RNA of Hirsutella rhossiliensis, 1512 nucleotides long. Its product is annotated as centromere DNA-binding protein complex CBF3 subunit. The coding region runs from base 1 to 1512 and encodes 503 amino acids. Gene Ontology annotation, molecular function: DNA binding. The record is from RefSeq and is a predicted model, not a curated record. The transcript has 2 exons. Lineage: Eukaryota; Fungi; Ascomycota; Sordariomycetes; Hypocreales; Ophiocordycipitaceae.
AUGGCCCGGACGCCAAAUCGACGGAAGGCGAAGACAAAAGCGGGGCCCAAGCCGAAGCUCGCAGGAGCAGCGGCCGGGGCAGGGCAGGGCAGGAGUCGCGCAAAGCCGUCGAGCGUACGAGUGGACCAACGCAUCCGGCAGAACGCGAUAAACGACGCGGAGCUACGCGCCAAUGCGCAGACGAUCCUCUCUGCGAUCCACGAGUCUCGGCCAAGGAAUACGACCUCGGCGUACGCACCGAAGCAAGAGGAAUUCGAGCAAUUCUGCCGCCACAAACAGUACUGUGACGGCGCUACGGUCACAGAGGAGAAGCUCCUCCUCUUCCUCGUCGAGGAGGUGGCCGGUCGGCCCUUGAAGGUCAGGAGCCGCAAGGCCGCCACUGAUACUCCGCAGGACGAGACCCGCCUGGCCUGGCGGUCGGUCCGAACUUAUGUCACCGCAAUCACGGAUCUUUACCGGACGCAGAAGGCCCUCGGAAUGAAUACGCACCCGUCGCCGCGCGAGGACAACGUACGAGAGUACCUCAAGUCCCUACAGCGCCGGGACGCCCAACGAGACAGGGAGAACUAUGCCGAUAAAGGCCGCGAUACUCUGCUCGAUGGUUACUCGGAGUCCGAGUUCGAACGAGUAUGCCACGAGCUGUGGGCCCACAGCGGCACAUCGCCCGAGUGUCAUUUUCGGACCCUCGUGGAUCUCCUCUUUGGCCAUUAUCUUCUCACCCGUGGCGGCGAUCGUCGGGCUGCAGAGAUCUCAGACCUAUUCACCUUUGAGUUUGCCGGGGAGGGCUCGACCCGGUGCAUGCCGCUCAUCUUUACGACACGAGCCGGCAAGCAGAACCAGCACGGCCGCCUCGAGACCGCCGGCGCGUAUCGGAAUAGGAACCCGCUAAUCUGCAUCUUGGGUGGCCUCUCGUUCUACCUCUUGUAUCGUUGGGAUCUCGGUAGUGAGCCGUUUCCCGAUUUCAGCAGGCGGUCCUCGUGGUACGACAUCCGGCUAAUCAAGGGUAACGGCACCGGCCGGACGGCGGCUUUCUCGUACAACUCACAGCGCGAGUGGGUUGUCAAGGCCUUCGCCUACGCCGGCGUCACGUCGCAGAAGAAGACGCAUGUCGGCCGCAGCUCGGGGGCGAGGACGGCUGAACUAAAGGGGAUUAGCGAAGACCAGAUCCGUCGCGCGGGUCGUUGGAACCAGGAGCAGAUGGUCGGCUGUUACCUGAACUCGUUGCCUCGCAAGUUCAUGCGUACGAUGGCCGGGCACCCGCCGCAGGCCGGAUGCUUCGAGAUACGCCGUGCCGGCGUGACGCCGCCGGAGGUCCUGCUCUCGAUGAUCUGGCCCGAGCUGGACAGUUGGCGAGGCCGGUUCGGUCCCGGUACCGAGCAGGAGAACGACCUGGCAGCGAUGGCCCCGUUUGGAACCACCCGGUCUUCCGGCAUCCGGCCUACGCCCCGUUCGCGCACCAGCUAUCGGACUUCGUCCUUGAAGAGGAGCGUCCAAGCCAGCUUGCAGUCCUAG